Molecule: messenger RNA, 721 nt
Organism: Bubalus bubalis (water buffalo)
Lineage: Eukaryota; Metazoa; Chordata; Mammalia; Artiodactyla; Bovidae
Product: CDKN2AIP N-terminal-like protein
Exons: 1
Coding region: 21-371 (116 amino acids)
Source: RefSeq, a predicted model, not a curated record
CCUUAGCGGAGGAGGGCGCCAUGGUGGGUGGCGAGGCGGCCGCUGCCGUGGAGGAGCUAAUCUCCGGUGUGCGGCGAGCGACUGACUUUGCUGAGCAGUUCCGCUCCUACUCGGAGAGCGAGAAGCAAUGGAAGGCCCGCAUGGAAUUCAUCCUGCGCCACCUGCCCGAUUACCGCGAUCCACCCGACGGUGGCGGCCGCCUGGACCAGCUGCUGUCCCUCUCCAUGGUCUGGGCCAACCACCUCUUCCUGGGUUGCAGUUACAACAAAGACCUUUUAGACAAGGUGAUGGAAAUGGCUGAUGGGAUUGAAGUGGAAGACCUGCCACAGUUUACUACCAGAAGUAAAUUAAUGAAAAAGCAUCAAAGCUAAGGCAGAAGAUUCAUCACACUUCCAUCAUUAGUUACAGACUUGGAAAGGAGGCUGGCAUGAAUGCAACAUUGACCUCAGCAGCCUCUUAAGAUUCUUGGUAUUAACAACAUGUAGGAAAGAGGCAAUUAGAAUGAAAGGGAAUCUUGUCUAGAUUGGCAUUUUUAAAGUUCUCGUUUUUCUAGUAGCUAUCCGUUUUUCUAGUAGCUAUCAUUGUAAAAGUAUGCAUGGAUAUUUAUGUGUUUAUAAAUCAUGCCCUCUUUUGUUGGUCGAAAUGUUUAAAAUGCCUAUUUUUUUUAUGUUGAUGUAAUGGCAGGUAAUGAAUUAUACACUUUGGAUUUUUCAACAGUGUA